Molecule: messenger RNA, 10567 nt
Organism: Branchiostoma floridae (Florida lancelet)
Lineage: Eukaryota; Metazoa; Chordata; Leptocardii; Amphioxiformes; Branchiostomatidae
Product: teneurin-3-like
Exons: 40
Coding region: 678-8996 (2772 amino acids)
Biological process (GO): neuron development; heterophilic cell-cell adhesion
Cellular component (GO): neuron projection
Molecular function (GO): protein homodimerization activity; cell adhesion molecule binding; protein heterodimerization activity
Source: RefSeq, a predicted model, not a curated record
CAAAACUACAGCAUUGGGUGUUGUGUGCUAAGGAGGAAGGAAUUUGUACGUCAAGGUUCCCACUGUGUCUCCAAGGUUAGAACGCUCCUCCCCAGGAAGAGGUCACCCGGGGUGAAGUUCACCUUCAGUUCUGCUCUGAGAGUAAUGAAACAUCCCCAGUCGGUUCUCCAGCACGGCCGGCUGCAGUACAUCAGUAACAUCGUCAUGCAGUAGAGGAGCAGGCUCACAAGAGUUCACACCACGACUGGAGCACAGACAAGAACGCAUCCACAAGGUCUAGGGCAUCUCAGACAGACAGACAGUCUUUCUCCAACCCUGCUGGGGCACUGGUAUUCCCGCUGAUGACUACAGUUGGAGCAGGGAGGACAGAAGAGGUGGAUGCACCUGAGCUCAUUUCCUCAAGAAGCUUUGAGGCAAACACAGAUAUCAGUUUGUGUGAGAGACAGCUGCUGCUGGCAACAGAGGGAGGGGAUCUGGCUGGCUAGCAUAGCGUCACACUACUGCUAAUUCUGGACUGGCAUUUGCUGCCCGCAGCCUCAGUACUUGGGUGAAACACUGAAGAUAUUCCUACUGAUUGCUGCUAACUUGAAGAGACAGAUGUGGCUGCAGUGAGCAUCCCACUAACGACGGAACAAGUACUGUACAAGGCUGGGACUUAAAUUACCUGGCGAAGCAAGAUGGAGAAACGGAGCAAGUACAGAUCACGGGGAAGCCUGCCCCGGGACAGGGUUGCUCGCUACAGCUCCUCUGCUGACGAAUACAGCGAACACAGGUCGUGUGGAUAUAGUUCUGACGAGACUCUGAAAGCGUACGAGAAAUAUGGUAAAUACGACAAAUACAACGACAGAUAUGACCCCGCUGCUGGAGACAGGACAAGCAGAUCUAGUGCAGGCACGGAUGUGACUCUCACCGCAAACAGCCCACGCAAUAGUUCGGACAUCGGAGCUGCCUACAUUCCAAGCUUUGUCAGUGGAGCCGAAGGUGACGAGGACACGGACGGGGAGAAUUUCGACUCCAACCUGGACGAACUUGCUAAGAAAGGAUACAUUCAGGCUAUGCGCUACUGGGAGCACCAGAACAAAGGCAGCAGUAGCGACCCACUGAGAGACUCUGUGCUGUCCUCCGACACAGAGAACGAGGGCCUGGAGGGGUGCGGCGACCGCAUGGCCGAUGCAGGUAGCGUUGAAAACAUCAUCACCUGUGUUUAUUGUCGUCUGCCCUCAUCACCCAGUGGUCCAACAGAACUGGCUUCCCCGGUGUCUAGAACCUCCACCCCUUCCCCCAACCCUGGGGAUACGCCCCACAGCAUGUCAGGGGAAAUUGCUCGCAAUACAAACUACUCAGAGAGUGAGGACGAGUUUGAAGGGUCCUUUUUGGUCCAGACGGCGUCCGGGAAUGUGUACGUGCCAACCUCCUGUAAGUUGCCUGACCAGGAGGGCUCCUGUAGAGCGCAGGAGGCCGAUCAGACGUCCACACGGAGAGAAGAGCCGACGUCAGGAGAGGGCGACGUCCACUGGGCACCGGACCCACCAGAUAGGCAACAGUUCCUGUAUCACGCGGACACCGUAGGUUCCUCGGCGGCCGUACCACUACCACCCUACUCCCUGUACCCAAACGAGAGGCCGGUUUCUCUCACGUCCACAAGCACCUUCAAGAUGAAGCGCCCGUACCGGUGCAACUGGCGGUGUGCUGCCAUCGUUUUCAUGGUGGUGUCCUUCCUCCUGGCUGCUCUUCUGGCUUACUUUUUGGCAAUGAGGCUGUUUGCGCUGAACUGGUCCCUGCAGCCGGACACCCAGCUGGUGAACCCCGUGAACGGUAUGGACCACACAGAAGACCCCAAGCCACUCUUCACACCAGGGACGGGCACUGGAUUGAUACCGACGAGACAGCCAAACUUGAAUACGCUACCGGAGGACGUGAUUACGGGGCUGGUCCCCGUGGGGGGUAACGUGGAAGAGACGGUGCCGCCGUUUGCGUUCUGGCGGUCGCAACUGUACCUCAGGCAGCCCAGAUACAUCAUGUAUAAUGUGUCCAUGUCUUCCGAUGCAAAGCUGGGCAUCUACGCUCGCAAGGAUUCGCUCCCCACCCACACCCAGUUUGACUUUGCUGAGAUGAUGGAUGGCAGUCACAUCGUUGUGCCUUCUGGUCGCCGGCGCCGCGCAUCAGAGGUCAGGCGACAGAGCGGGUUUGUGCAGUACAUGGGAGCCGGACAGUGGCACAUGGCUGUGUUUAAUGAUGGGCCACAGCCUCAGAAGGUCCUGCUUAACAACAAGAUCACCGACAACCCAGCCGAGUGUCCCGCGGAGUGCAAUGGCAACGGGGAAUGCAUCACAGGCAUCUGUCAGUGCUACCCUGGCUACAUGGGCAAGGACUGUGCACAUGCUGUGUGCCCGGUAAUCUGCAGUGGGAAUGGUCAGUACCAUAACGGCCAGUGUGUGUGCACAGCUGGGUAUAAGGGACCGGACUGUAACGUGCCUCCAAAUCAGUGCCUAGCCCCGGACUGCAGCGGACACGGAGACUGCAUCGGCGGGCAGUGUCGCUGCCAGCCGGGAUGGACGGGAGAAGACUGCAGCAAAUUGACCUGUGAGGACCCUGACUGUACGAACCAUGGCAUCUGCAUGGAUGGGAAGUGCUUCUGUGAGUCGGGGUGGACGGGAACCAACUGUGAGAAGGAAGACAAUGUGAUCUGCCCGUCAGAGCACUGCUCGGGACACGGCACGUUUGUUGACGAUCCUGGCGUGUGUGUCUGUGAGGAGAACUGGACUGGGCAGGAUUGCUCACAAAGUGUGUGUCCUGUGCACUGUGGCCCCCACGGCACCUGUUCUACCGGCAGGUGUGUUUGUGACGAGGGGUGGGGAGGUGAGACCUGUGAGGACCAGGCUUGUUUUGCUGACUGCAACAACCAUGGGACCUGUGACGAUGGCAACUGUGUGUGCGAUCAGGGCUGGAACGGGCCCUACUGCGGCUCAGAGGGCUGUCCAGGCCUGUGUAACAGCCAUGGAACGUGCCAGUACAGCGGGGGAGAGUGGCAGUGUGUGUGCCAUGACGGGUACCGCGGCCUGGCCUGUGACUUUGCUCUGGAGACUGCGUGUAACGACAGACAAGACAACGAUGCAGAUGGUUUGGAGGAUUGUGAGGACCCAGACUGCUGCUCCAGCCCUGCCUGCCAGAGGCACUACAACUGCCGCCCCACGCCUGACCCGCAGGAGAUCCUCGCUCGCCUGAAGCGAAAGGUCACCCCAGGUGACACGUUCUACGACCGUGUGAAGUUCCUGGUGGAGCCGGACAGCAUCCAGGCACUCAGCCGGGCGAGGGAGCUUCCGUUUGCAGAAAACUUUGUAUCAGUGUUGCGUGGGAAGGUGCUCACAGACGACGGCAGUCCCCUCAUGGGAGCGAACAUCACUGUUGUCCGCAACCGCGUCUACGGUUACACCCUCAGUCGCCAGGAUGGAUGGUUUGACAUAGUGGUGAAUGGCGGAGGCUCCCUCGUGCUGCGUGUGGAGCGCUCACCGUUCCUUGCUGUUCAGAAGAUGGUCCACGUUCCCUGGAAUGACGUCAUCGUCAUGGAAGACAUCACCAUGACGACAGGCCUCAGCCCCAGUCGUGACUCACGGUGCGACAUCAGCGGUGUCGUGUUACCCAGGCCGCUGGUCCUCCCUGCUUGGCCAGGCCGUGAUGUCACUCCCUGUGAAGACCAAGGGAACAUUGUGCCAGAGAUACAGGCCCUGAAGGAGUCAGUGACUCUGACCGGAACCACGGUCCACAUGACCCAGCUCAGUAAUCGACAGUCUGGCUACAGGACAGUCAUCCAUGUGCUGCUGACGCCGCCCACCAUCCCUCCGUCCCUGCGCAAGAUCCACCUGCGCGUGGCCAUCCAGGGACAGGUGAUGGAGAAGGUGUUCAAUGCGGAGCCAAACCUCCUGUACCCGCUGUCGUGGGACAGAACAGACGGGUACGGCCAGCCUGUGUACGGAGUUGCUACAGCAUGGGUGUCUGUUGGGUUUGAGUAUGCCGGAUGUUCGGGCACCCUGUGGGAGAAAGUGGUCAGCCAGGUCAAGGGUUACGACAUCACCCCUCCCGAGCUGGCGGGCUGGUCCCUCAGUCUGCACCAUGUGUACGACAGCAAACAAGGCAUCGUAUACAAGGGCACUGGAUCCAACAUCUACACAGCUGACCGACCAGCAAUCAUCUCCACGGUGAUGGGCACGGGGCACCGCCGCGACUCCUCCUGUGCAGGGUGCGAGGGAAAAGCCACGGGCCGCAAACUGUUGUCACCCAUGGCCCUGGCUGCGGGGAUAGAUGGCAGCAUGUAUGUUGGAGACUACAACUAUGUCCGCCGCAUUGACCCAGAUGGGAAUGUUGUCACCAUCAUGAAGAUUAGGUCGGACCCCCCACAGAAGUACUACAUGGCAGUGGACCCCACAGAGGGAACCCUGUAUGUGUCUGACAGAAGCUCCCACCAGAUCUACCGAGCACGCUCCCUCACCAACAUCCGCAACCCUGACAGGAACAUGGAGCUGGUGGCUGGCACUGGUGCACAGUGUCCACCCAUGGAUGAGGAAAGGUGUGGAGAUGGCGGCUCGGCCUUGAGAGCAAGGCUCUACAAUCCCAAGGGCAUCGCCGUGGACAACAAGGGACUUCUGUACUUCCUUGAUGGGACGGCAAUCAGGAUGAUUGACACUGAUGGAAUCAUCCGCACGAUCCUGAAGAGCCAGAGCCUUGUGGGGAGCGGCACCCCGCUCCCAUGCAAGGGUUCCAUCCCCCUUGAGCAGGUCCAACUACAGUGGCCCACGGCACUGUCAAUCAGCCCAGUAGACAACUCCCUCUACAUCCUGGACAGCGCCGUUGUUCUCCGAGUCUCAAACAGCCGCCAUGCAUCCAUCGUUGCCGGGGUAACAAGCAGCUGUCAGACCCGCCCUGGUCACCACCAGGCGCAUCGCAGCCAGACACCGCUCGAGUCCCCCAGCGUCAUUUCUGUCGGUCCUGAUGGCACCCUGUACAUCGCUGAAACAGACCUGCGCCAUAUCCACCAGGUGCGGAAGGUGCUGCCUGAUGGUUCAAUAGUCCUGAUGGCAGGAGGGAAGACCGACUGCGACUGCCAGGACGACGACAAAUGCAACUGCUAUGCUGGAGAUGACGGGCAGUCUCUCAGCGCCCUCCUCAACUCUCCCAGUGCACUCGCCGUGACGCCUGACGGAACCUUGAACAUCGCCGACCAGGGCAACCUCCGCGUACGGACCGUGUCCCGCUUCCUACCCCAGAUGACGUCGGAUAACGUGUAUGAAGUUGCGUCCUCCGACGGGCAGGAACUGUACAUGUUCAACCAGGCUGGUCAGCACCAGUAUACAGAAGACCUGGUGACUGGCAUCAUCACUUAUAACUUUACCUACGACCGGCAGGGCCGUCUGUCUGGAGUGAUUGACACUCACGGGAACACGCUUCAGGUCCACCACGAUGCACGCAAGAUAAUCCUGCUGACCAAGUGGCGGCAUGGUCUGGAGAUGAGCCUGGAUGAGAAGGGCCGGGUGACCAAGGCGAGCCACACGGACGGCAGGGAGACCAGCUACACCUACUUCAACAGCACAGGGCUCAUCACGAGCAGAGAGGACAGGCUGGGAUGGACCAGUUUCUAUGAGUACAACAGAAAUGGCUGGCUACAGAAGGUGGUGUACCCUACCGGGGAGACGGUGAGGCUGAGGGGUGGCGGUGGCCGGACCAUGGCCAUGGUGGACGUCAUACAGAAGAGUGGGGACACGCUGACCCUGACUGCUGACCACAGCACGGGGGCACUGGCAGCCACACAGGGUCUUCUCCACUCCUCAUCCACCCGCACCCAGGAUGGUUCCACCACCAUCAUGUACCCAGAUGGCACUGAGGUCGCCAUGGAAACUAGGCCACACCCACUCCUGGGGCCCGACAUGCCCGUGCUUGCCAAACGGAAGAUCACCAUCUCGCCGGAACUCGUGAACCGCGUGGAGUGGCGGUGGUUCGUCCGUCGACGGGGCGGGAAACGGAAUGACAGGAAGGUUUCGAUGGUUGGACGACGCAUUCGGGUGGGGGUGUCAAAGACAUUUUCUUUUGCAGGGCAACUCUACCCCUUUGAGCUCAAAGACCUGGAUGCUGACUUGUAUAGCGAUGUAGACUUGGACUCCGAUUACUAUCCUGAUUACCCAGAUUAUACGGAUGUGAAUGGCAUUAAUGUGCUGUCUCUGGAAUAUGACCGAGAGGCCCGCAGCGAGCGCAUAUACGACGACCACCUGAAGUUCAUGUUGACGAUCAACUACAAUGAAGCCGGUCGGCCCAUCAAGUGGGUUUCCAACGACGAGCUCGCGCCAGUGAACGUGUCGUACGACAGUUCGGGUCGGAUGACGGGAUGGCAGUGGUCGGACAUGGUAGAACAGUGGCAGUACGAUCGCCAGGGUCGGACCUCCGUCCGGACCGAAGCUGACGGCUUGGCUUGGUCAUACACCUAUGAAGUCAGGGGUAAUCAGAAGGUUGUUCGGCUGUCCACUCCUGGGAACAGGGAGUACAGUUUCUACUAUGACAUGGGUGGCCACCUUGCUGCGGUAACCAACCCUAGCAACGCCCACCACACCCUAUCCACCCAGCUGUCUGCCACAUCCUACAGAAACACCUACACUGCCCCCGACGGCAAAGUCACCUACAUCCAGGACUUCAACUACGCUGGGCAGCCUCUGCUCGUCCAGUACCCAAACUCGCAGCUACGAGUCGUGUAUCGUUAUGGAUCACGUGGUGAGCUUACGGAGAGACUCCUGGGGGAUGUCCGCGUGAAAUACGACUAUGACGACCGCUCCGGGCGGCUCAACCGUGUCAGCCUGUUGGAUGGUAAUAAUGCAUGCAUUGUGCGUUACCACCACCUAGGGCCUCUCAUCGACAGACAGACCGUACGCUUCGUGGACCAGGCUUGGGCUGGCUCCAAGUUCCUCUACGAGUACGACACAAACUUCCGGGUCACUUCCGUCAAAGCCGAUAUCGGGACUGUCUCUCUCCCUGCCAUUACUUACAACUACGAUCUCACCCUCGGUAAGAUUGAGCAUUUUGGCUCCUUUGAGGUGAUGUACUAUGGCAGUGGGCAGAUCGUCAGCAACUCCAACAUGACUCUCACCAAGCAGCUGGACAGGACUGGACGAGUGCAGAAUGUCCAGUAUGAAAUUCGCGGGCAGAUUGUGCAUCUCAUGGCGUUGCAGUAUAACAACCUCGGCAAUGUGAAAGCGAUGAGUCUGCAGCGUGGAACGAAUGUCAACGCCACUCGCUGGGAGUUUCAGUACGACGCAGACGGCCAGCUUGAAACGGCGUCAAAGGAAGGUGGGCUGGUGUGGCGCUACAGCCACGAUAACGAUGGCAACAUCAUCAUCAUUACCGAAGACGCAUCGCAGACUGUUCUGAUCUACGACGCCAAGGGGCACAUCAGGCGCGCAGGUGGCACCCUGUACUUCAUGGACGAGGAUGGCUUCGUGGUGAGAAGGGAUGACGUACAGUAUGAGUACUCUUCUGACGGCCUGCUCAGACAUGUGAAGAAGCCGGGGGUCUUCGAGAUCUGGUACAAACUGGAUGGCUUGGGCCGCCGCGUGUCUCGUCAAGACCUAGCCGGCAACCACGUCCAGUACUUCUAUGGAGACCUGUCAAACCCAACACGCAUGACACAUGUUAUGAACCACUCCAAUGGGGAAGUCCUGACGCUUCACUACGACAUCCAGGGGUUGUUGUUUGCCACCGAAAGCAACAUGGGGGUCUGGACAUAUGUGGUGACAGACCACAUGGGUUCUCCACUGGCACUCUUCAAUGCACAAGGCCAACUCAUCAAAGAGAUCCAGUACAGUCCAUACGGACAGGUCGUCUACGAUUCAGAUCCCAGUGUGGAGUUUGUGAUCGGUUACCAUGGAGGACUGUACGAUCCGGUGACACGGUUGGUUCACAUCGGUGGGAGGGAGUAUGACCCCGCCAUCGCACGCUGGUACUCCCCAGAUCACCAAAUAUGGAAGAAGAUUGCUCAGAACCCCAGCCCUGUGGCCCUGUAUCAGUACAGGGGGAACAACCCACUCAAGAGAGAACUGCACAGGAACUACAUGGGAGAUGUUGAGAGCUGGCUGUGUGCACUGGGCUUCAGUCUCCACAGUGUUGUGCCCCAGCUGGAUGCCUACGGACACCUGGACACGGGCGACAUCAGCUGCCAGAGGCAGAGGGAGGGGCAGCAGCCACAGCCACAAACCAACCAGAUCAUUCCAGCUCUACACUGUCACACAGACCACAACGCGAAGACUUUCCUGACCCUUCAAGCCACCACCAAGUCAGGUCUUGUAUCUCCUGUAGCAACGGCCACACCCGGGGAUGUUUACGGCAUUCAGGAAUCCAGCGUAGGACAAGUGGUGUUAGGAGUUGAGGAUGGGAAUGUGCGUCCGCAUCUUAAGUCCUCAGCAAGGCCAGAGUACAACAUCCUUGGCAGCGUCUUGAAUGGAAGCCUGUUCCUUGAACAGUAUCACUUUACUAUCAAUGGCAAAGAUGUUCAAUACUUCGUCAAAAGGGACACGAGUGCUGCUGAGGAAGACUUACAGAAGUUGAGAUUGCAAAGUACAGCUAGAUCGAUUCUUGGUGCCUACUUGAACGCUUCACGCCACGAACCAAUACCGGGUCAGAUAGAAGUACGCUUCGAGGGGCCCAACUCCAUUCUGAGUUUGCAGUACGGAGACCUAGACAUCAUACAAAAGAGAAUAUUGGACAAAGCCAAAGUUAGAGGAGAACAGCUUGUCUGGACUCAAGAGUUAGCCCUGGUGGAGCAGGGUUUGCCGACAAGGUGGGACAGUGAACAGCAGGGCGACAUGCGGACUUAUGGACACGUUCCCACGUACGGCGCCCUGUACAUCCGCCCCUCACUACAGUACCCUGAAAUGGCAGACGAUCCGAGAAAUAUCAAACUGGUUCCUCUUGCCAGUCUAGACUCUGAAACAGAGGCCAGAAGGAGGAGAAGAAGAAGAUAGCCAGGAGAGAGAACCCUGAAUUCAUAAAUGUAAACUAAUUUUAAAGGGGGGAUGUACAAACAUAGUAACAUAGCUGGAAGCUACAGAAACACAAGUUGAACCACCGUUUCUUGGGUCUCAAAUGUGAAUAACAUUUGUGGUAACACCCCUUGAGGGGAUGUCUUUAUUGCAGUGAUAUGUGGGAAAGCAUGAAGAUUGUAUUCUAGAGAUAUUUAUUAUUGUUUUAAAUGUGAAAAAUUAUGUUUUAUUUUGUAAUGAGAAGGUAAGAAGAGAGAAAAGAAAGCUGUAUCAUAAUGUACAAACUUAACUAGGAAGCCAUUGUUGAUUAGAGAGAGAGACUAGAGAAAGUGAAAGUUUGCCUGUAAAAUCUGAAGCUUCUAAUUAUGCUAGAAUUUGUAUUUUUGAUAGUGAUACUUUAAAUCAAAUUCCUUGGAAAAAGGGAGUUUCCUGGAACGUUAAUGUACAUAAGAAUGUUCGACAGGUGGACAAUAAGAAGAGGUUUUCUUCCUUUACUUCAAGGAAGCAAUAACCUUUCAAGAAAAGAACUACUUGUCAGGAUGCCUUUUAGUGGCCUGUAUGCAUGCAGCUCUUUCAAAGAGGCUGAAAUGGCUUGGUACAUAUCCUUGCAAACAAUGCAGAAUUAGACGAUUGUUUCUAACAAGAAGCAAAAGAUUUUGGGGGCAUCUAUUCGAGAUUAUUUCAACAAACAAGCAGGUGGAUCAAUAACUAGUAGUAUGGUAAACACUAGUGCAAUGUGAGACUGUUGCACAAUUGUUAUAGGAUUUUAACAUAUUGCACUGUGCCAAUGUUGUCAUUGUACAUUUUUGAUGAUUUACUCCUGAAGUCUUAGGUGUGUUUGAGCCUUAUGUGUCAUUCCUAUAAAAUAUCAUAUCUAACAAUGAAAGUAGAGUCACCAGAACCUGUAAUACUUCUAGUCACAGAUGUUUCGUAGACAAUGUUAGCUUACUAUCUCUAUGUGUGCCUAUUUUGAGGCCAACACUAUGUACUAGCAACUCCUUACUUACUGACGUACUUGAUGUGAUGAAGGUAGUUUAUUUUGAAGUGCCUUUGUACUUGUCCAUCCAAGUGGAAAAAUGAUGAAAGUUGCAUUGUGACUGUUCACAAUUUUGUACUUUGUAUCGAUCGAUGCCAAUGACAGAGUGUACUUUAGCCGUACAUUUGAAAUGACCGCAAAACGUGUGUAGAACUCACUUAUGAGUCACUAACAUGUACAAGGUAGUGAAUUUAUUUCGAUGGCACCUGUAGUUUUUUCUAUGCAAAUCUCAUAUCUCAUACUACCAUUUCUUGUAGGCUCCGUUGUAGAGGAAUUAGAAACAUUGUUUUCUUAUGAAAAGUGUGGUGCUUGUAAUUUCGGUAGUGUUCUUAUCGUAGAUGUGAAAUGAUUUGGCAACUUGACAUUUUAUACUGAGCGCAGCUCUCUGUAAAUGAUCAGAAUUAGAGAAUUCGUUAAGUUUGACAUUUUCUAUUGUGAUAAAUUACCUACAAACGUGUUUGUAAAUAAGAUGAAAUGUCUUGUGAUGCUGAUGCAAAUAAAGUUCCCUGGAAACUUA